Ophidiomyces ophidiicola is the source of this 1185-nucleotide messenger RNA. RefSeq names its product sporulation-induced protein. Gene Ontology annotation, molecular function: protein serine/threonine phosphatase activity. The record is from RefSeq and is a predicted model, not a curated record. NCBI's taxonomy places the organism in Eukaryota, Fungi, Ascomycota, Eurotiomycetes, Onygenales, Onygenaceae. The transcript is spliced from 4 exons. Gene Ontology annotation, cellular component: cytoplasm. The coding region runs from base 1 to 1185 and encodes 394 amino acids. Gene Ontology annotation, biological process: peptidyl-serine dephosphorylation; G1/S transition of mitotic cell cycle.
AUGGUAGAUAGGCAUGUCCCCCAGCCGGGACCUGCGCGGCUGAAGCGCAGCGCUGGCCCUGAUGAAUGGUUGGAAGCGGCGAAAAACUGCAAAUACCUCUCUGAGCAUCAUAUGAAGCAACUGUGCGAGAUUGUUAAAGAAUACAUGAUGGAAGAGUCUAAUAUCCAGCCUGUCGCUAGUCCAGUGACGAUAUGUGGCGAUAUCCAUGGCCAAUUCUAUGACCUCCUCGAGUUAUUUCGUGUCGCUGGCGGCAUUCCAGGCAGUCCCGAUGCCAUGGAAGCGUUUGCACGACCUCUGAUCAUAUCAUCAAAUGAUAUCGAACCACCAUCUGUGAUAACCGACCCGAAAUUACUGAAGAAAAUCGGGCAAGCCCCCCAACAAGAGACUCAGGAAGGUCGUGAUGAUGACACUCGGGAAAGAGAAACAAUCACUACACCGACUGGCAACUUUAUAUUUUUAGGGGAUUAUGUAGACCGUGGAUAUUUCAGCCUUGAAACUCUGACCCUUCUGCUAUGCUUAAAGGCCAAAUACCCGGAUAGAAUCACGCUCGUUCGUGGUAAUCACGAAUCCCGUCAAAUAACACAGGUCUAUGGGUUUUAUGAGGAGUGUAUUCAGAAGUACGGCAACACAUCAGUCUGGAAGGCCUGUUGUCAAGUUUUUGACUUUAUGACUUUGGGUGCAAUCGUCGACGGGAAGGUGCUUUGCGUUCACGGCGGACUUAGCCCUGAGAUCCGCACUCUUGACCAAGUGCGCAUAGUGGCCAGAGCUCAAGAGAUUCCUCACGAGGGUGCGUUUUGCGACCUGGUAUGGUCAGACCCGGACGAAGAGCCGUCAACAACAUGGGCUCGCAAUCUCGUGUUUCAGUCGUCCGUUGCUGACAUCACACUUGGCGAAGGCUGGCUGUUUGGGAGUAACGUUGCGGAUGAGUUCUGUGAGGUCAAUGAUCUUACGUUAAUUGCACGAGCUCACCAGCUCGUCAACGAAGGCUAUAAAUAUCAUUUCAAUAAUCAAAACAUGGUGACAGUCUGGAGUGCGCCGAACUACUGUUACCGUUGUGCAAACAUGGCGUCAGUCUGCGAGAUACGAGAGGACCUGAAACCGACAUUCAAACUGUUUGCAGCCGUACCGGGCGACCAAAGACAUGUUCCACAAACCAGACCGGCGAAGACGGAGUACUUUCUUUGA